GCGAGCGUUUCCAAGCGACGACUCCGCCCCCUGUCUGUCAUCCCAGCCCACUCGACUUUACUUAUAGCGUGAUCCCCUCGGAGUCUCUAUACCAGCCCACUGCCUAGAAAACUAUAUCCGUCAACCCAUCGCUCCUGCAGCCCAUCCGUAAAACUAUCACAUCACAUUGAUCAUCAGCCAUGGCAACCACGGCACUCGCGGCCCAUCGGUGCAGUUACGAGGACUAUGAGGUUACGGCCGACUGGUUGCGCUCCCAGACAGAGCAGCGUCCUAAAGUGGCCAUCAUCUGUGGCUCUGGGCUGGGCGGACUGGCAGCGCUGCUGGACAACAGGGUCGUCUUCCCCUACAAAGACAUCCCCAACUUCCCCCAAACCACCGUGGUGGGCCAUCAGGGACAACUGGUGUUUGGGACACUGGAGGGCCACCAGUGUGUCUGCAUGCAGGGGCGCUUCCACACCUAUGAAGGCUAUGAUGUAUACCAGGUGACGUACCCCGUGCGUGUGUUCUCCCUGCUGGGCGUUAGGACGCUGGUGGUGACCAACGCGGCCGGGGGCCUCAACAGCAGCUUCAGCGUGGGCGACAUCAUGCUGAUCAAGGACCACAUCAACAUGCCGGGCCUGGUGGGGAACAACCCACUGUGUGGCCCCAACGACGACAGGUUUGGUGUGCGCUUCCCUUGUAUGUCCGACGCUUACGACCGUGACCUGCUGGCCUUGGCCCAGCAGACGGCCGAGGGGCAGGGCAUCGGGGCCUUCGUGCAUCAGGGGGUCUACUGCAUGGUGGGCGGCCCCACCUUCGAGAGCAUCGCCGAGGGGAGGGCUCUGCGGACCCUGGGAGCCGACGCAGUGGGAAUGAGCACAGCGCUGGAGGUGGUGGUGGCCCGCCACUGUGGCCUGCGUGUCCUGGGCUUCUCGCUCAUCACCAACAAGGUGGUGACCGACUACGACAGCACGCUGAAGGCCAACCACGCCGAGGUGCUUGACACCACCCUCAUGCGCACCCAGGACCUCCAAGGACUUGUCCGAGGAAUCCUAGCCCAGAUGCCUGUGGACCCUGAGGACCUGUGACCUUGAGACGCAGCGGUCAAGUCGGCGGGAAAAGGCUAGAAUGCUUAACGUUCACGUUGACCCCGGGUCGAGUGAAUGCACCUUAACCCUUGACCCCAGUUUGGAUUCAGCCGGCAGACUGGUUAGUUUAGGUUUUAGUUUUGGUUCAGGUGUUAUCAAGGAUGUUGGUUUUAGGGUUUGAUAAUCACUUCUACUGAGGAAAAUGCUUUUAAGUGGAGGGUAAAUGUGUAAUAAUGGGGUAUGUACUAAUAAUGUAGCACCGUCGAUAUUGUACUAACAAUUUUCAUAAGCAGUCCGAACAAGUGAAGCAGAAAACAAACGUAGUUACUUUAACUGAUAAUCAAAGAAUAAUCAGGGAAUCUAUUAAUAUAAAAUAAUAUAUAAAUAUAUAUAUAUAUUUAUCAAAGUUAUAUUCAUCUAAGAGUUAUCUUUUCGGAUAAAUGACCUAUGAAGCUGUUUCUGUUUAAUAAUGUCCACUGAUUUAUAAGCUCCGGUGAGUUGCAGCAGCUUCUGUAUUGGAUGUGGAGGCUUCCCAGUCCUCAGGGCAUUUCCAUGGGGAAGGAAGAUGAGGGGACACCCCAAACACUGUCUUGUUGAAAGGAUUAUCAGAAGCUCCAUUUGAUGGAUCAUUCAUUGUGCCUAAAAAUAGCUGCACAGUUGGCACGAUCACACAAUUUAGAAUGCAUAGACUGAAGUCUUAUAUGAAUCUGCUAUGGCAGGGAUUUUGUUAUUUGACGUUUGCAAAACUGUUAUUGGAGCCAGAAUCAUCGUACCUGAUGAGGCGUUUUGAAUCUUUCCAGGUGUGGUGUUGCGCUCACCGGCCAGGUCCUCUCUGUCAGACAUCUAAUGUCAGACAGACAUCUAAUAUACUGAAGAGACCUAGACACCAGGGUGAGGAAGUAACCUCUCAGGCACUUUGCACCAGGCUUAAAGAUGGAUGCUCACACAAACCCUCAACAGAUAUUUGACACUCGGUAACUGAAUAGCACAUAUCACAUACAUUUACAUGUAGGAUAAUGCUUUACCUCCCUCAGGUUUAGACCAAUGGUAUCCUCAUGAAGAAAUAACAGCGGUACCACACAGAUAAUGCUCACUCAGGAAAAGCUAUUUUACUCUUUGUUUUACAUUUACUUAUUUGAUUAUGAGGAAAUUACAGAUUCUGAAUCCUUAAAAAUGUUUUGAUUAAAAGGGAUGUGUAAUAUUAGCAUUGAACAAGAUGCACUACUAGAAGAGAAUCUCUUUUUCUCUAUCUAAUCUAUCUUCAAAAUGUAUUUUACGUAGAAAAUAUAACAAUAAAAAAAGGGAGAAAAAGGAA
Molecule: messenger RNA, 2382 nt
Organism: Gadus macrocephalus (Pacific cod)
Lineage: Eukaryota; Metazoa; Chordata; Actinopteri; Gadiformes; Gadidae
Product: purine nucleoside phosphorylase-like
Exons: 6
Coding region: 180-1067 (295 amino acids)
Biological process (GO): nucleoside metabolic process
Cellular component (GO): cytoplasm
Molecular function (GO): purine-nucleoside phosphorylase activity
Source: RefSeq, a predicted model, not a curated record